This is a messenger RNA of Linum trigynum, 2230 nucleotides long. NCBI's taxonomy places the organism in Eukaryota, Viridiplantae, Streptophyta, Magnoliopsida, Malpighiales, Linaceae. The record is from the annotation of a GenBank genome assembly.
GUAUCAAGAAUAACAUCCAUUCGUGUAAUGAUUGCUCUUGCUGCCUUGAACAAUCUCGUGGUACACCAAAUGGAUGUUAAGACCGCUUUUUUGAACGGAGAUCUGGAUGAAGAAAUCUAUAUGGAACAACCAUAAGGGUUUGUUAUCCCCGAACAUGCCUCGAAAGUCUGUAAGUUAGACAAAUCAUUAUAUGGUUUGAAACAGGCUCCAAAACAGUGGCAUGAGAAGUUUGACACUCUCGUUCUCUCACAUGGCUUUAAGGUGAAUGAAAGUGACAAGUGUAUUUACUGCAAGUCAGAAAAUAACACUUGCACUAUCAUAUGUUUGUAUGUAGAUGACAUGUUGAUAUUUGGUACAAAUAUUCACGUGGUCAAUGAAGCAAAAGCCAUGUUAAAAGAGAGCUUUGAGGUGAAAGAUCUGGGAGAAGCAAAGUUUAUGCUUGGAAUCCAGAUAACUAGAAUAGCAAAUGGUUAUUCUCUAGAUCAAUCUAGCUACAUAGAGAAGAUCUUGAAGAAAUAUAACUAUUUCGACUGUAAACCUGCGUGUACUCCGUAUGAUGCUAGUGUAAAGCUAUUUAAGAACACUGGAGACAGUGUAAGACAAUCAGAAUACGCUAGCAUCAUUGGUAGUCUCCGUUAUGCUGCGGAUUACACUCGACCAGACAUAGCAUAUGUCGUGGGAUUGCUUGGCAGGUUUAACAGCUGUCCUAGUAGAGAGCAUUGGAAUGCUAUAGAGAGGGUCAUGAGAUACCUCAAGAGAACAGCAAACCUUGGUAUACACUAUCAAAGGUUUCCUGUUGUACUAGAAGGGUAUAGUGAUGCGGAUUGGAAUACCCUAUCAGAUGACUCCAAGGCAACCAGCGGGUAUGUUUUUAACAUCGCUGGUGGAGCUGUGUCUUGGAAGUCAAAGAAACAAACAAUCCUAGCUCAAUCAACUAUAGAAUCAGAGAUGAUAGCACUAGCAACGGCCAGUGAAGAAGCAAGUUGGUUGAGAGGAUUGUUGUCAGAGAUUCCCCUAUGGGAAAGACCGGUCCCUCCGGUAUUGAUCCAUUGUGAUAGUACCGCAGCUAUCGCUAAAGUUGAGAACCGGUUCUAUAAUGGAAAGAAACGACAGAUUCGUCGUAAGCACAGUACUGUAAGAGAACUCCUAACGAUAGGAGCAGUGAGGGUGGAUCAUAUAAGAUCCGAACAGAAUCUAGCUGAUCCUUUGACGAAAGGAUUACCUAGAGAGAAAGUCCAGAAUACCGCCAAGGGUAUGGGACUUAUGCCUACCGAACCACGGACUACAAGUGAUGGUAACCCGACCCAAUAGACUGGAGAUCCCAAGAAAUGGGUUCAAUGGGUAAUAACAAGUCAUGAGUAGUAUGCGAAAUGUUCAUGCAUAGUGAAGCAUGAAUCCCAAAGCAAUGGAGGUUGAGUUAAUAACUCUUAAUGAGAUCUAUACCCUAUGUGGGGUGGAGUACUUUACUUUGGGGGUACUCUUGAUAGACUCACCUAUGUGAAUGUGGGAGUGGGGCAGCUCCCUAUGGAACUUUGGAGGCACAAAGUUGCUAGAGCGUUCACUAAACCAGGAUAACGUGCAUGGCCAUAAACGCACGGGCUAUGAUGAGAACACAACUCAAUGAAAAGAUCCGGUGUGCUGCACUGUCUGAGAUAGGGUUCAAGACUACGAGUCACCCUUAUGAAAUCGGAAGUGUAACCACUACGCUAAGGUUCAAAUCUUCGCGAUACCUUAGCUUAUGCCCGAUCUUAUGGAACUGUUAAUGCUCAGAGAUAGUUUCAAAACUAUUCAAGUGGGGUAUUGUUGGAAAUGUGUAUGAAUAGCUUUGAAAGCUAUAGAGUCUCAAGUGGAAAAACUACCACAUUGGUAGUUUUACUUGGUGAAAUGAGUAUAAAGAUAGGAGCCUCUCUCCCAAGGGCAUGCCCCUUGGGGUGACCCACUUUUGUGGGAGAGGGAGGACCUAACGGACCACCACACACACACGCGCGCGCGCCGUCCGUCCGACCGGCCGGUUGGUUGGUUCACUUGAGACUACAUAUAUAUUUUUUACAGAAAUUCCGAACGAAAUUAAUUAUCUAAUAAUUAAUUAUUAAUCGGUUAUUCUGAGGAAUAUUCUAAGGGAUAAUCGACUGAAAAGGAAUAUUCGAAGGAUAAUCCCUCCGGGUUUAUCUUAACCGACGGUUUUAAUUAAGGAAGUAAUUAUCUUCCUUAAUUAAUCCGACUUAUUCCC